AUGGCUGAAGGGGCUUGGCAAGUGCGUCAGAACUCUGAUAGCAACUGUGAGGACGCGGUAAACAACCAUAUCCAGCUGCAGCUCCAUGCCUCAUAUGUAUAUUUGUCUAUGGCCUUGUUCUUUGAUCGUGAUGACGUGGCCCUGGGGAACUUCAAGCGUUUCUUUCUGAGCAAGUCACACAGCCGCAAGGCCAGUGCCCAGAUGUUCAUGUUUCUGCAGAAUAAGCGUGGUGGCCUUGUUUUCUUCCCGAGCAUCUCGACACCAGAGCGUGACAGUUGGCAGGGGGGCCUCCAGGCCAUGGAGUUUGCCUUCCACAUGGAGAUGAACAUCAACCAGAGCCUGCUGAACCUCCACAAGCUGGCCAAGGAGAAACGUGUUGCUGACCUCUGCUACUUCCUGGAGCAUCACUGUCUGGAUGAGCAGGCCCGUGUUCUCCACAAGAUGAGUGGCUACCUGGCCAACCUGCGCCAGAUGGGGACCCCAGAGAACGGCUUCGCUGACUAUCCCUUUGACGAGCAGGUGGACUGA
Alexandromys fortis (reed vole) is the source of this 528-nucleotide messenger RNA. RefSeq names its product ferritin heavy polypeptide-like 17. The transcript has a single exon. Lineage: Eukaryota; Metazoa; Chordata; Mammalia; Rodentia; Cricetidae. Gene Ontology annotation, biological process: intracellular iron ion homeostasis; iron ion transport. The record is from RefSeq and is a predicted model, not a curated record. Gene Ontology annotation, cellular component: cytoplasm. Bases 1 to 528 code for a protein of 175 amino acids. Gene Ontology annotation, molecular function: ferrous iron binding; ferric iron binding.